Messenger RNA from Desarmillaria tabescens, 949 nucleotides. RefSeq lists its product as uncharacterized. Gene Ontology annotation, molecular function: DNA-binding transcription factor activity, RNA polymerase II-specific; protein dimerization activity; RNA polymerase II cis-regulatory region sequence-specific DNA binding. The record is from RefSeq and is a predicted model, not a curated record. Gene Ontology annotation, biological process: regulation of transcription by RNA polymerase II. The coding region runs from base 116 to 784 and encodes 222 amino acids. Lineage: Eukaryota; Fungi; Basidiomycota; Agaricomycetes; Agaricales; Physalacriaceae. The transcript is spliced from 3 exons.
AUUUUUUGGAGAAUGGCCUUCAAGGAUAAUAUUUGAAAUGCGGCUGUGCAGUAUGACGUAUGCACGUGAUCCGUGGUUACCUAGAAGGGCCGAGUAAAGUAAAGAUUGAAAGCUGAUGUACGACUACGAGCAGCACUAUGCGCCCACCGGCGACUUCUACGCGCUUCUCCCGCCACAACGCAAGGAUGCUCUCUCAAAGGCAACACGCGAUCUCAUGGCCUUAGAGCCUCCUCCUUCUCCUUCAAAGCAUUCACUCAACCAGCCUCCACCACCUCCCCCAAAACGAUUCAGACCCACCCCGCCGCCUCAGGGCCCAACAGCAUCAAAGUCGACCCUUCUCAGUCCCUCUCAGAAAAAGGCCAACCAUAUUCAGAGCGAGCAGAAGCGACGGGCGAACAUUCGCCGCGGAUACGAGGCACUCUGCCAAACCGUCCCUGCUCUGCGCGAGGCCAUCAGACAGGAGGAGGCAACAAUGUCAAACGAGUCGAGAAGUGAGGUGAAGCGUCGUCGACGAAGCCGACAGGGAGGAAGCGGCGGGGGAGGGGGCGACAGCGAGGUGAGUGCCGACGGACGAGCAGGUCCUCGGAGUGAGAAUGUCGUUUUGGGCAAAACCAUCGAGUAUAUUCAUGCCCUCGUCUCAGAACGCGAGGCCCUUCUUGCCCGCCUUCAUCAUGCGAAUUCCCGCCUCCCGACACCGUUACCGCCGCCUCCGAACGCCCUUUGGGAACGCAGAUGGAAUGGAGGCGAUUCCCGAGAUGAUGACGAGUCUGAUGAGUCCGAUUAAGGCUAUUUAUUCACUGUAACAUCAGUUGAUACCACCAUAUGCAAUCUAUGUCGAUCUCAUUCAACGACAAUUCUCAUUCAGCACUCUUUUACUCUACCUCGUUCUACUGAGAUCCGAGGAGUCCCGGUCCGGCCUCCGUUCUAAACUUUGAACAACUAUCUGCCC